AUGCCCGAAGUAAAAUCAGCUUCGAAGGAGGAGUUCAGAUUGCUGUUAUCGGCUACGGAUUAUAAAGACGAGGAAGAAGAAGAAGUAAAGGAUACGAAAGCCAAAUGCAAGAUUCCUUCGGAAAGAUCCAAGCUUAUUAAGAUCAAGAAGAAUAUCCGACAACAAAAGGAGAAGAAUUACGGCACCUUUAAAGCUCGUGCCUUUCAAGAAUCGAGUACUGCUAUAAAAAUAGACUCGGAGGAUAAGCUGUUCGAUAGUUUAAUUAAGGAAGAGUCUUUUAGACCUUUUAGACCAACUAAAGCCGACGAAGCUAUAAAGGAUGUAGAAGGAGAGGUUGAGAUUACUCAGCGAAUACCAAGAAGAAAGAAAAAGAGGACUUAUAGACGAAAGAAGUUCAUUGACCCUUACGUUACUACUAAAGCUCAAGAAAAAGCAGUAGCGGCGAUUAUGAAAUCGAGAAUCGAACUUAUUCUUAUGAACGCCUUAAUUGUUAAACGUCUAAGUCGGAAUGAAGAAAGCAAGCUAGACCUCUUAGCGACGCAAAUCCGCAAACAACUUAUCGCUCGCAACUGCUUCGAAGUAGCGAUGAAGACCUUAAAGGUUUUUAUUAAUAUCGACGGUAUAGUCAAAAGCAAAUCCUUCUUCGAUAAUAGAUUUAAAGUCAACGUGAUAAACAAAAAAGUAGUUAAGAUAGCCAAACUACUUAUUAUAACGGAUCGAGCUUUAAUCUACAUUACCGUGUUCGAAGAUCUUUACAACUUCGAUAAGUAG
Molecule: messenger RNA, 771 nt
Organism: Drepanopeziza brunnea f. sp. 'multigermtubi' MB_m1
Lineage: Eukaryota; Fungi; Ascomycota; Leotiomycetes; Helotiales; Drepanopezizaceae
Source: RefSeq, a predicted model, not a curated record